AGUGGUAGGUUAAAUGCAGCUACAUUUUUGCAUUUCCCUGUCUGAGGAUAAGAUUACACAUUCCAUAUAUAAAGCAUUCCCUUGUCAGAGUGCUGAGCAGUCGGAGCAGAAAGAAGUCGCAGGGACAAAGUGCACAUGUUGGAUUGAGCAGGGGAGGUGCUGCUGCUGCUGCUUAAAAAGGAACUUUGCCAAGAAAACUGACUUCCAGGAUAUGAUCAAACGUUGUGUCUUCUCCUCUGCUAACAACGUAUAAAUAGUGGCAAGCCCACAGCCAACCUGAUCAGAAGAAGCAGCUGAGAUUCUACUCCUGGACAGAGCUCCCUCUGUGAACCCAGUCCAUUACCUGUGCCAGUAGAACUGCAGCUUUACCAGGGGCAUCUGCCAAGCAUCUGUGAAGUGGAAUCCCCAAAGAACAUUGACAUCAGUGUUAUAAAAAUAGCAAACCGUUAUCCCUAUGAGUUCAGCCAUGCACUGGAUUCUGUCUCUUGGAUUCUUCUUUCUUCUGAAGGAACAGUGUUACUGCAUCUUUGCACCAAAUUCGACUUUUUUGGAAAACCUUCUCAGUAAAUACAAGGACGCAACCCCACAUUCUAGAACCAGAAGAGCCAUUUCAAGGACAGACAAAGAAGAGAUAAUACAGCUCCAUAACAAGCUGCGAGGCCAGGUCCAUCCUUCUGCUUCUAAUAUGGAGUACAUGAUAUGGGAUGAUGAACUUGAGAGAUCUGCUGAGGCCUGGGCACAGGAGUGUAUCUGGGAGCAUGGGCCUACUGCUUUGCUCAUGUCAAUUGGACAAAACCUUGCAGUACAUUGGGGCAGAUACCGAUCACCUGCAUAUCAUGUACAGUCCUGGUACGAUGAAGUCAAGGAUUAUACAUACCCAUACCCCCAUGAAUGUAAACCCUAUUGCCCUGAACGCUGCUCUGGACCUAUGUGCACUCACUAUACACAGAUUGUGUGGGCCACAACCACCAAAGUUGGCUGUGCUGUAAACGUAUGCAAACGGAUGAAUGUCUGGGGAGAUAUUUGGGAGAACGCUGUAUAUCUUGUCUGCAACUACUCUCCAAAGGGUAACUGGAUUGGGGAAGCUCCUUACAAGAAUGGGAGGCCGUGCUCGGAAUGCCCACCUAGCUAUGGUGGCAACUGUCAGAACAAUCUCUGUUACAAAGGUGAUAAACAUUAUGGAAGAGUGGAAACAGAUGAGACUAAUGAAGUAGAGUCCCCUCGUGUUCCUGAAGAAACACACAUUUGGGUCCAUGAAAAGAUCAACAAACCCAAAGCAGUGCCAAAAACCACACAAACGUCCACAGAAAACCUAAUGACUCAAGUCAUCAAAUGUGAAACGAAAAUGAGAGACAGAUGCAAAGGAUCCACCUGUAACAGAUAUAAGUGUCCUCCUGGUUGUAUAAAUAGCAAAGCUAAAGUGUUUGGAACUCUUUUUUAUGAUAGUAUGUCAAGCAUAUGUCGUGCAGCCAUUCAUUAUGGGGUAAUUGAUAACAGCGGAGGCCUGGUGGAUAUAACAAGGAAAGGGAGGCUUCAGUUCUUUGUGAAGUCCACUAGAAAUGAUGUAGAGUCAAUAAGUAAAUUCAAGCCAGCAAAUUCAUUCAUGGUUUCAAAAGUUUCAGCUCAGACCAUUGACUGUUACACAACUGUUGCCGAAAUUUGUCAGUUUGUAAAGCCAGUGUCACAUUGUCCAAGAUUUAACUGUCCCGCGCACUGUAAGAAUGAGCCUUCAUAUUGGGCACCAGUAAUUGGCACAAAUAUUUAUGCAGAUAGCUCCAGUAUCUGUAAAACAGCUGUGCAUGCUGGAGUGAUCAAAGAUGAAGACGGAGGAUAUGUUGAUGUCAUGCCGGUGGAGAAGAAGAAACAUUAUUUUGGCUCCAGCAAAAAUGGGAUCCAGUCGGCCAGCAUCCAGAAUCACAAGGAAGGUCAAGCUUUUCGGAUCUUUGCAGUAAAACAGUAACAAAUGGGAUGAAAUGACGUUAAUUGAACAACAUAAACUCUCCAAAGAAUAAAAAAAAAACACAAUGUCUGAUAGAAUUCAGGCUUCCCAUGGAACAGAUAACCAGCAGCAACAUCUCUUCACCACCUUAUGUCCACUGGUUAAACUUAUAAGGACACAGAUGUUCUGUUUUUCCUUUCAUCAGAAAAAAAAUGUAGAGUGAUUUAUGUCUCAAGUAAGAUGGUGUCAUGCCAUGUUAAAUAAAAGUGGGACAAGACUGCUGGUUAGUGCACACAGCCAAAUGCAAGCAGGAACAUUUCCUACUCAUAAAUCAGCAGUAUUAUGAAAUGAAAUGGGUUGGUGUUUGUUCCAAAACACUAUUAAGUAAUAGGGGCAAUUAUUCUUAUACAUUUUCAAAUUGUUUUGUUGGCAAAACAUUUGGCUUUUCUUUGUUAAAAGAAAUGUUGAUAUUUCUCAAUCUCUUUUUUUUCCCCCAAUUUUGUAUAUAAAUGACUUUUUUUUAAUGUUUUGUACUUUUUUUAAAUUGUUAUUAUUAUUAUUAUUAUUAUUAUUUUGAACAGUUUAUAAAUAUACAGCUGAGCUGGUUUAUCAGUAAUAUCUAUAUUUUAAUAUUUAGGGGUUCAUUGUUGACUUACCUUUGUUUAUAUAUUUUUGUACAUUGGAGUUUGUUUGGGGUACAGUAGUUCCUGGGGGGUUAUGCAACAUUUUUGUAUACUAGAUAAAUGUAAAUAAUUACUUUGCACAAUAAACAAAGCUCAUUAAUAGUUAAAGACACAUUUUCAUAAUGGUCAGCAAUCUGAAGGCUUCUUUAAAUAGGCUACAAAUAUACAUUACUUUAAAAAAUGGAUGAUUUAAUUAAUCAGCAACUUCAGCAAGCAGGAUACCCAUUCAGCCUAUGUUGUGUGUGCAAAAGGCAUGUACUGAUAGCUGCAUGCAGAUCAUUUGAAAAAUAAAUAGACAUCUAAACAUUUGGCCAGAAAGCCAAUUGGACUGUUUAUAGGGAAGUGUUAUGAAUGGCACAAAUGUUGCACCAGGUCUAAUAAGCCACAGAAACCAACCUGCAGAUACAGUAGCUUUGAAAGCAAGUGUCUGAUUGGUUGCAAUUGGCGACAAGACCUGUUUCAAUCUUUGUGAUUUAAUUAUAUCUCCAUUGUUUAGUGCUUAAAUGUGAGGGUUGUUUGGUUACACCACUAGACUGCUAAUCCAUAGGAUAUGUAACUUUGAGGAGACCAACUACUUUGUAAAGCUAGGCUUUUCCGGACUAGCGGACAGAAUUUUAGGUGCUAAAAGUUGCAAUUCAAGAAACGACAGGACUAUAGUUUAAUUGAUAUUAAAGUUAAAUGUUGCCUUCUUGCCCAGCUAUCUCUAUCUAGAUGGUCAAUUUUAAAUGCUCCUCCAUGGUUGUUUGCUUACAUACUAGACCUGGAUCCAUGGCAUGGACACUCAUUUUGAUUGUAUUUCCCAUGCUUGAUUGUCUAAACCAAAAGCAAUCAUUGUUUGUUUUCCAUUUUAGAAACACACAAUAAAACAUGGAGUGCCCUCCCUCUCUAUAAUAUUAAAGUCCUGCAGUCCAACCAAAAUCUUUGGCUUACUACAAAUCCCAUGCUCUGUUUUAUCUGCAAUCAUGUUGGCUACCUCAGCCUGCAGUUUCUUUUUAGAUGUUUGCUUUUUUCUAUUAAUUGUGUAAAAAAUAAAAUAACAUUUUUCUUUG
Messenger RNA from Xenopus laevis (African clawed frog), 3671 nucleotides. RefSeq names its product cysteine-rich secretory protein LCCL domain containing 2 S homeolog (gene crispld2.S). The transcript has 16 exons. The record is from RefSeq and is a predicted model, not a curated record. Lineage: Eukaryota; Metazoa; Chordata; Amphibia; Anura; Pipidae. The coding region runs from base 455 to 1960 and encodes 501 amino acids. Gene Ontology annotation, cellular component: extracellular region.